GUAUUUUGUAAUGGAUUAAGUUUAAGAUCCAACUGAAUAUUAAGGAGCGUGUAUAAGAAGUGGUAAAAAAGCUUGCACUACUAGUUCUACCUAUGGUGGAAGUACCAAUCACUAUUUUACAAAUUUCCUUCUAGAUCUUGCUCGAGACAUUGUUUUAUAAUCUGAUUACUCUAGGAAACUUUUAGUUGUUAAACUGAAUCGUCUGUUGUUGUUCUGGGUCUGUCGGUAAACAAAACAGUCGAUUUUGAAUUCUGUGUGCGUCAGCAUUUUAAUUUCUUUAAAUUUAUUAGGAAAUUACGAUAGGUAAGCAUCCACGAAUCUUUUAGUUAUUUAUUUCUUAUUUGUUCUUCUUUAUAUUCAUUGACCACAAUAAAUAUAUUUAUCUUUCUUGCUUCUUAUUAUGUAGAGGAGAUUAGCGAUGUUUCUGUCCUUGGUUUUGAAGAGGUUAUUUCACUGGUAGCAAGGGCUACUCAGCGAGGGUUUCAGGAAAGCAGGAGACAAUAGACUCAAAUGUGUCUAGUGUCGUCAACUCAAUUAUUCCUUUUGGAAGUUUUUUCCAGUACCUGAUUGUCUUUGGCAGCAUUGAGCAUUUCUUGUGCUGUUAUGAGCCGGAACUGCCUGUCAUGGCCUCGUCAAUGUCUAUUUUGGGAGAGGGACGAGUUUCUGUUUAAUGAUGGAGCUGUGGAAUAUCCCAUUGUCAUGGAGAGCAUUGAUAAUCGUCCCCUUUCCAACAAUGAUGACAAGUCCAGUGUUUCCAACAUGCUGCCGACAUUAGAGAUGCUCCUGUAGCGGUUCAGGACAAAGCGUGCUGCACGAGGCUUGACCACCGCCAGCCUGACGUUGCUCCUCUGGGUGAAUGGGUCCCAGACCGGAGAUACGUAAUCUAAAAGCGGCCGAACAUAGGCUUUUUAAUCUCUUUCUUAUGCACCGGAGUUGCCGAUCGUCACUGACACUGGUACACCUGAGACCAGUCUAUCUAAGGCUUUGAAUCCUAAGACCGGUCUAGUUGAGGCUAGUACACAUUUGACUGGUGCAUUUCCUUGUUGUUUUCUUUAUUUAUUAAGUUGAAGUAAUUUAUUGAAUAAUAAUAUCUGGUGCAUACAUCUAUGGAUUAUUUGACUGCUUGUCCAAGAGGAAGUAAUUCAGCAGCACUAGCGUUUUGUAUCAAUUUGCUCAGUUUAAAGGACAUAACUUUAUAAUCUAGUGCAUUCUUUAAGUGAGCUCCACCCUAACAGAAGGUAGGAAGGUAUCGUUUGUCUUAAGGUCAGAACUCUUGUUGUCAAAAUGUUGAAUAACGUCUCCACAAAUUUUGGGCUGGUUGAAAGACACAAUUCUUAUGUUUCCUUAGAAUAACCUUUUUAUAUCAUGUUUAUGAAAUUAUUAAGCUUACUUUACUCAUCCUGUAGGAAUUUAUGAGGUGGAUAGAGAUUAACCUAUAUGUGAUCAUAGCAACAAAAAGACUGUGGCCCUGAUUUCUUUCUUCAUUAUUCAGCUUAAAAUGGAAGACGACGACUUUUUGAAGUUUAGUAAGUAGAAUCAUUUCAAUCACAUCAGAACUGUUAUUGUUGUUUUUUUUUUCUAUUUUGUAUUCGGGGUUCAUCUGAAUCUUAUUGUAAUACUGCGAUGUAGUGUCAACAGUGGUACGAUAUCGUUAAAUAUGUAAGAUGUUUUUAAAUAUCAUUUUUGAUAGACGUUUUCCAGAGAACAAAAAAAUUGGGGGCUAAAGUGAAAUGCCUGGAUACGGAGAUCUGGCUGAUCAAAAUAACCGUUUUGAAGAUAUGAAAAGGUGCAAUGAAAUGGCACGCACGGGUUCUUAUUCCGUCUGGAAUAUUGCAAGACACACUUGUAUGUGUUGAAUGUGUUAUAUCGAAUUAUAAUUUAUAUUUUAACACAUGCAAUAAAACAACCCCUAAAAACAAAGUUUGUCGAAUAAAUCCUUUAUAAAAUGUUAUAUGGAGCAAUGGGGUAGGGGUUAAAAUUUGGCCCAAAAAUGCUUCCAAAUAGCGCACUUGAUAAGAAUCACCAAUAGUGCCCCCAUACCCCAAUCAGGACUCGCAACCACAGAUUUUUUUCACGCCACUGACCUCCAUUCAUAUUCUAUUUCCAACUCGAUUUUACACAGCUGAUUUGUUUUACCAAAUAUUUUAGGAAAACCAAAGCAAAAUAUUACGCAUCAAACACACUUGUGAUGUUUUCUUUUUUAAUGAAUAUUAUUUCACGCCGUUGUUAGGGAAUUUUAUUUUAUCUUCAUUAAAAAAAAAGAUAAGGAAAAACUAGAUAUGGGUGGUUUGGUUUGCAGGUGGGGCUAAAAUUUGAAAGAAUGUGUCGUCAUCAAAUACGAGUCUAUGUGUCAUGUUUAAGCUGGAUAGGUUGCGGGAAGUGGGUCAGUUAGGCGUCCGAAUUUUUUUUUGCCUGCAACCCAGCCAGCCACACAAGAAGAAAAGGAAGUUAGUAUUAAAGAUUUAGGAAGGGCCGUGUAAUAAAAAAAGACGUUAGUACUUUUGAGAUCUGUGACGGUAUGUACCGGUAUAUUAUAAACAGUCAUGUGUAAGCACAUUUUAGCAAAUAAUUUUGAGUUAAAGAACAAAAUUCCUGGAAAAUGAAAGUUGAUUUUUGUUAUAAAAUUAAUUUUGUGACCCCCUCAGUUUCAUUGAGACGAUGGUGUGUGUGUGGCUAAUGGAAGCAAGUUCAUGCUACGUCUGGGUUGGAUAAAAUGAUGUUGGUCCUUCUGUCUUUGUUGUGUAGAAUAUGAUACUGACGUCUUGACAGCGCCGGGAAUACAAAUUAACCUGUUUUAUUUGACGAUGUGAAGCUGCGUCAGGUCUUUUGGUUUGCGCGGCUCUUAGUGCAGAGUUCAACUGUGUUGGCCAGAAGCUAGUACAAGGUUGCCAACUUCACGUACAGGGGCCUUGACCUGAGAACCGGAGUACUUUGACUGUGAGAAAAAAAGUUGCUAUACGAUGAAAGAAGAUUUUAACAGUAUCGCAUUAUCGACAUUGUUUAGCGCAUAACUUCGGAAUUACUAAACAAUUACCACUUUAAUUUUUUUUUUUAAAAUUGUGUAUAACCUUCAGAUGUUGUUUUGCUUGACCUGAAUUUAUAGACCUUACCCCCCCCCCACCCAUGGGGGGUGGGGGGUAGAAAAGUGCAUAGAUCCAAGUGCUUUUUUCCCCAUUACCCAGACUUGUCUUUCUUCUUUUUGUUAUAAUGAUUUUUCACUAGUCUGUUAUUUCAUUUUCUUUUUCUUCAUGUUCUUUGGUCUCCAAAUGCUAUCUGUUCAUGGUGUCUAACAUACUGUUACGCUUUAUUUUCCUGUGAAUACCAGAUUCCUCCAACCAACCAAAAAGCAUGCGGAGAUGUUCCAAGCGAAUGUACCAUCGCAAUUUUUUCCCAGCACAUUCCUUUUCGAUUAAUAAUCUCCCAGAAGAUCGUCGAGAUGAGAAUCUGCAUGGUCUUAUUCUAUUGAUGGCAGAGCUUACUGGGCUCAUUGAGGUGGAAACUACUAGCAACGAUAAAGGAACUGGGUCUAUUCAACGUAGCAUAGAUAAAGGAACUGGGUUUAUUCAACGUAGCAUAGAUAAAGGAACUGGGUCUAUUCAACGUAGCAACGAUAAAGGAAAUGGGUCUAUUCAACGUAGCAACGAUAAAGGAACUGGGUCUAUUCAACGUAGCAACGAUAAAGGAAAUGGGUCUAUUCAACGUAGCAACGAUAAAGGAACUGGGUCUAUUCAACGUAGCAACGAUAAAGGAACUGGGUCUAUUCAACGUAGCAACGAUAAAGGAACUGGGUCUAUUCAAAGUAGCAACGAUAAAGGAACUGGGUUUAUUCAACGUAUACGCCUCGAGCACGGUAUUUGUCCGUGCCAUGAGUGCAAAGACGAAAGCCGGAAGUUCGCCAUUUUAACCGUGUCUACUGUCGUGCACAUGUUUUCCGAUAUCGAAUUGGAUCAUCACAAUCGAUACAAAAUAAAUUGGAAUCCCAAAUGUGUUACCAUGACCUUAAAGUAUAAUUAUAAGAAUAAGUAUGGAACCAAGAAAAUCUAUGGCUGGAAGUUAUUGGAAAAUGAUAAGGACAUUGAUGAGCGGAUGGACUGGUGCUGUAUUGAGUUUGUGACACACGAUUUAGAGUUGGUUGAAGAGCUGGACAGAUAUGUAAAUAAAUACCAGGAAAAGCAAGCAACGGUUUACAAUAAAUAUAAAGAUGAGAAAGAUGUGAACCUAGUUGUUGUCGUAGGCCAUCCCCACGGCGGAAUUAAAAAGGUCAGCAUUGGAAAAAAGUGGGUUACAUUUCAGGGCGGAAAAAAGUGGGGUACAUUUCAGGGCUUAAAGGAGCUCCGCGACACACAGAGAUGGGGCUCUUAUAACUAUACCACGCCAACUUGCCCAGGAAGUAGUGGAUCACCGAUAUUAAUUCUGGGUCAACCUAUUUGUGGAUUUGGAUACUGGUUCGGACAUCCACAUAAUCAUGCAGGUUUCGAUAAAGACAAACAGAUUCCAAAUACUGAACUUUUUAAUACAAGUUCAAUUGGUGCAGAGUACGUAGUGGCUAAUUGAUGGUUUUUGUAUCUAAUCUACUUGUUAAUUGCAUUGUGUCACAAACAUCAGCGCACAGAAGACUCAGAGUAGUCAAAAGAUUGAAGAGUAGACAGCAGACACACAGCAGACUGCAGAGAUAGGAGUAGGUAGGGGAUCCAAACGCAGACACUAUUCAAAUGACUAGACAAUAUACACAUGAGAAAUGGCAGACGCAAAAUCCUCUUUUUCCUUAGGCGUCGUAAUAAAUACCCUCCAUUUGUACUAUAUAUUGUUACACACAUGGACACCAAAUUACAACACAUCAUGAAUGACAUGGUGCGCAAAUAAUGAUUAGAACUUGUUUUGUUUUUUUAAUCAACGAUACUACACACCAUUCAUUCUAUCGUUGUUUGCAUGCAAGUUUCACAGCAG
Lymnaea stagnalis (great pond snail) is the source of this 4947-nucleotide messenger RNA. NCBI's taxonomy places the organism in Eukaryota, Metazoa, Mollusca, Gastropoda, Lymnaeidae. The record is from the annotation of a GenBank genome assembly.